CAUAUAUACAUUGGUUACUCACUGACCAAAACGAAGAGAGAGAGAGAGGGGGGGAGGGAAAAAAAAGACAGACGGAGGAGACCUGAUGCGGGAGAAAAACAAUAUUCGUGUGUGUUUGUGUCUGGGGGAAAAAGGGAAAUAAAAGAAAACUUGUCAGGCCGGGUUGGUGGGGGCUGGAAUCUGAGAGAGGAUAAAUAAUGAGGAUUUUCUCUCUCCCUCUCUGUGAAGUGAAGCCGAGGCGGUUUUGCUGAGGAGGAGCUUUCUCAUCAUUCAUCACCCACCGUAAUCGUGUUGUUGCUUUCCCAAAGCCCCUCGGAUCUGGGGACACAAGGAUGCUGCAUCUUCCUGCUCCUGCUGCGGUCUGAACUGUGAAAGGAAAGGGGAGGGGAGGAGGAGGAGAGACUGUGAGAGAGAGAGAGAGAGAGAGAGAGAGGAAAAAAAAGGAGGAUUUUAACCGAAAUAACCUUCAGCGGCUCUGGCGCUUCCUGCAGCUGGAGGGAGAGGGUAAAAUGGGCGAAUAAUGUGUGUGUCGGCUCUGCAGCUCUCCACCCGGAUUAUUACACUGCCGCUUCGACCUGGACCUUGUUCUGUGUUUUGUUCAAGGGAGAAGAGAUACAUAAAUAACUGAGUCCGAGACUCUUUCCCCUCCUCCUCCCUCCUCCCUCCUGCCUCGAUUGUAAUACUUCUGUAUAGACGGGGAGGAAAAGCAGGCACAUCUGAUCCAGAGAGCCAGCCAGCCAGCCAGCCAUCCGCCGGGUUAAGGCUGGUCCCUGAAGCCAAGAUGUCUGCAGAAGUGCGUUUGAAGAAACUGGAGAAAAUGAUCCUGGACGGACCUCGGAAAAACGGUGUGGCGGUGAGCAUGGAGACCUUGCUGGACAUUAUCAUCUGCCUGUACGACGAGUGCACCAACUCUCCCCUCAGAAGGGAGAAAAACAUCAACGAGUUUUUGGAGUGGGCCAAGCCUUUCACUGUUAAGGUGAAGCAGAUGCGACUCCACAAGGAAGAUUUUGAAAUCCUGAAAGUCAUUGGCCGAGGAGCAUUUGGCGAGGUUGCUGUUGUGAAGUUAAAAAACGUUGAAAAGGUUUUUGCCAUGAAGAUCCUCAACAAAUGGGAGAUGCUGAAGCGAGCAGAGACUGCCUGCUUUCGAGAGGAGCGGGAUGUGUUGGUGAAUGGAGACAGCCAGUGGAUUACCACGUUGCACUAUGCAUUCCAGGAUGAAAACUAUUUGUAUCUUGUGAUGGACUACUAUGUGGGAGGAGACCUCUUAACACUACUCAGCAAAUUUGAGGACCGAUUACCAGAGGACAUGGCAAAAUUCUACCUGGCAGAAAUGGUUUUGGCCAUUGAUUCUGUUCAUCAGUUACACUACGUGCACAGGGACAUCAAACCAGACAACAUUCUCCUGGAUGUAAAUGGGCACAUCCGACUAGCAGACUUUGGCUCCUGUCUCAAACUCAUGGAAGAUGGAACAGUCCAGUCUUCUGUUGCAGUGGGGACCCCUGACUACAUUUCCCCUGAAAUCCUGCAGGCCAUGGAAGACGGCAAAGGAAAGUACGGGCCGGAAUGCGACUGGUGGUCACUUGGUGUUUGCAUGUACGAAAUGCUUUUCGGGGAGACUCCAUUUUACGCGGAAUCUUUGGUAGAAACCUAUGGGAAAAUUAUGAACCACAAAGAGCGAUUUCAGUUCCCGGUACAAAUUACUGAUGUCUCUGAAAAUGCCAAAGACCUCAUCCGGAGGCUUAUCUGCAGCAGGGAGCACCGGCUGGGUCAAAAUGGGAUUGAAGACUUUAAGAAACACCCAUUCUUUGCUGGUAUUGACUGGGACAACAUCAGAAACUGUGAAGCACCUUACAUCCCCGAAGUCAGCAGUCCUACAGACACGUCGAACUUUGAUGUAGAUGACGACUGUUUAAAAAAUUCUGAGACGAUGCCUCCACCUACACAUACUGCUUUCUCUGGGCACCACCUUCCCUUCAUAGGGUUUACAUACACUACUAACUGUAUUCUGUCUGACAGAAGCAGUCUGAGAGAUGCUGCUGGUUCAUCCUCGACAGACGUUGAUAUCAACGUUCAGCGGACAUUAGAGGACAGCUUAGCCACGGAAGCUUAUGAAAGGAGGAUACGACGUUUAGAACAAGAAAAACUUGAACUGAGUCGGAAGCUUCAAGAGUCGACGCAGACUGUUCAGGCGCUUCAGUAUUCAACUAUAGAUGGUCCAGUAACUGCGAGCAGAGAACUAGAAAUUAAAAAUUUGAAAGAAGAAGUGGAAAAAUUGAAACAGCAAGUAAUAGAUUUUGGUCAGUUGGAGCAGCAGCUUGAAGAAGCGAGCCUCAUCAGAAGAGAUUUUGAAGAUGGCUGUAGGCAAAUUAAAGCACUUGAGAAACAAAUCAAAUCGGCAAAGCAGGAGAAAGACGACCUUCAAAAGGACGUGCUCGAGUCCAAUGAAAAGUUGAAAUUGCAAACCAAAGAGCUUAAAGAUGCCCAUAGCCAACGUAAACUGGCAAUGCAGGAGUUCUCAGAGAUGAACGAGAAAGUCACAGACCUGCGUUCCCAAAAACAGAAGCUUUCCCGACAGCUCCGGGACAAAGAGGAGGAGAUGGAAGUGGUAAUGCAGAAAGCUGAGAGUUUGCGCCAGGAUCUACGGAGAAUGGAGCGCACCAAAAAAGAUUUGGAUGUGCAGAUGGAACAAUCAACAGCAGAAGCAUCCAAGGAACGAAAACUGCGAGAGCGGAGUGAACAGUACUCAAAGCAACUGGAGGAUGAGCUCGAGGGGCUCAAGAAAAAGCAGAUUGGACGUUCCCCUGGUGUGAGCAGUACGGAGCAUCAGCAGGAAGUGACAAAGCUCAAAGCUGAUCUGGAGAAAAAGAGCGUGUUCUACGAGGAGGAGCUGGCCAAACGGGAAGCCCUGCAUAUGACUGAGAUCAAGAACUUGAAGAAGGAACUACGAGAUGCAGAGGGACAGCAUCUCGCCCUGAAGAAAGAAAUAAUGAUCCUUAAAGACAAGCUAGAAAAAACCAGAAGAGAAAGUCAAAACGAAAGGGAAGAGUUUGAGGGUGAAUUCAAGCAAAAGUAUGAACGGGAGAGGAUCAUGCUGAGCGAAGACAAUAAGAAGUUAUCAAAUGAACUUGAUAAGCUCACCAUCAUGUUUGAGAAGCUAAGUACAAGCAACAAACAGAUGGAGGAAGAGUUACGGGACCUAGCAGACAAGAAGGAAUCUGUGGCACACUGGGAGGCCCAAAUCACAGAGAUCAUUCAAUGGGUGAGUGAUGAGAAAGAUGCCCGAGGCUAUCUUCAGGCACUGGCAACCAAAAUGACCGAGGAGUUGGAGUCUUUGAGGAAUUCAAGCUUAGGAGCACGAGCAACAGAUAUGCCAUGGAAGAUGCGCCGGUCUCAGAAAGUGGACAUGUCAGCUCGAUUAGAACUACAGUCGGCACUCGAUGCAGAGAUCCGAGCCAAACAGUCAAUCCAGGAUGAGCUUAAUAAGGUCAAAGCAGCCAGCAUAUCUACUGAGUGCAAAUUGCAAGAUGGUGAGAAGAGAAACCUGGAGCUGCUGACUGAGAUCGAAAAACUCAAGAAGGACAUGGAGGAAAUGAAAGCAGAAAAGGGUGUAAAGCACCAAGAUUCACAGAAUUCUUUCUUGGCAUUUUUGAAUACACCUGCCUCUCCUCUGGAUCAAUUUGAAAUUGAUUCCAUUGAGAAUUUCAACCUUUCCAAUUCUCCAUCUGGUGAUGAGGUGAAAUCACAGAUAUAUUCUCGCUCUCGGUCGCCAUCAACAGCAAGUGACGUAGAACCUGUGGAGGGGAUUGACCACCCUCAACGUACAGCACCGACACCAACCAUCAGGUCCUCUUACAGCGGUUCCAGUGUCUCAAACCCAAAGCCCAAAGCUCAUCAGUUUGUCGUGAAGUCCUUUAACACACCAACAAAGUGCAAUCAGUGCACGUCUCUGAUGGUUGGCCUGGUACGUCAAGGCUGCACUUGUGAAGUGUGUGGGUUCUCGUGCCAUGUGACUUGCGCAGACAAAGCACCAGCCGUGUGCCCCAUCCCACCUGACCAAACAAAGGGACCAUUGGGGAUCGACCCGCAGAGAGGCAUCGGGACAGCCUAUGAGGGUCAUGUGCGGGUACCUAAACCUGCUGGAGUGAAGAAAGGCUGGCAGAGGGCAUUAGCCGUAGUUUGCGAUUUCAAACUCUUUUUGUACGAAAUAGCAGAAGGAAAGGCUUCUCAGCCAAGUGUGGUGGUUAGCCAAGUUAUUGACAUGAGGGAUGAAGAGUUUUCAGUUAGCUCUGUAUUAGCUUCUGAUGUUAUCCACGCCAAUAGGAAGGAUGUCCCCUGUAUCUUCAGGGUUACAGCCUCCCAGCUGUCAACAUCCAAUAAUAAGUGUUCAAUCCUGAUACUGGCUGACAGUGAGAAUGAGAAAAAUAAGUGGGUGGGACUGCUGAAUGAACUACACCGGAUCCUAAAGAAGAACAAACUCAAGGACCGAUCAGUCUUCGUUCCGAAGGAAGCUUAUGACAGUGCCCUGCCACUUAUUAAGACAACACAGUCAGCUGCCAUUAUAGAUCAUGAAAGGAUAGCACUGGGAAAUGAAGAAGGGUUGUUUGUAGUGCAUGUCACCAAAGAUGAAAUUAUCCGCGUGGGUGAUAACAAGAAGGUCCAUCAGAUUGAGCUCAUCUCAGGGGAACAGCUGAUCGCUGUCAUUUCCGGACGAAACCGGCACGUCCGCCUCUUCCCCACUUCUGCCCUCGACGGCCGGGAAGGCGAUUUUUUCAAACUGGUGGAGACGAAGGGCUGCCAAACACUGGUAUCGGGAUCAAUGCGCCAUGGUGCGGCCACGUGUCUGUGUGUGGCCAUGAAACGGCAGGUGCAGUGCUAUGAACUCAACCAGAUCAAAACUCGCCACAAAAAGUUCAAAGAGAUCCAAGUCCCGGGCAACGUGCAGUGGAUGGCCGUUUUCAGUGAGCGCUUGCUCGUCGGCUAUCAGUCCGGUUUCGCCAAGUACCCGCUGCAAGGAGACGGGGGUCCCAUCAGCCUACUCCACCCUGACGACCCCACGCUCUCCUUUAUCACUCAGCAGCCCAAUGAUGCAAUCUGUGCAGUGGAAAUCUCGGGCAAGGAGUAUUUAUUGUGUUUCAGUACUGUGGGCAUUUAUGUAGACUGCCAGGGGCGAAGGUCAAGGCAGCAAGAACUGAUGUGGCCGGCUAUUCCCACAACGUGCUGUUACAAUGCUCCAUAUCUGUCUGUGUAUAGUGAGAAUGCUGUAGAUGUAUUUGAUGUGAACACUAUGGAGUGGAUUCAGACGGUUGCACUAAAGAAGGUUCGGCCACUUAAUACAGAGGGAACACUUAACCUGCUGGGCCUCGAGACAAUCAGGUUAAUCUAUUUCAAAAAUAAAAUGGCAGAAGGGGAUGAGCUCGUUGUUCCUGAAACAUCAGGCAACAGUCGCAAACAGAUGGUCAGGACCAGAAGCAAACGGAGAUACUCCUUCCGGGUGCCUGAAGAGGAGAGGCUUCAGCAGAGGAGGGAAAUGCUUCGAGAUCCAGAAAUGAGAUCUAAGUUAAUCUCAAACCCAACUAAUUUCAAUCAUAUUGUACACAUGGGUCCAGGUGAUGGCAUACAGAUCCUGAAAGAUUUGCCGAUGAAUCUCCGCCCUCCAGAUGAGAAGAGUCGGACAAUGUUUAGUGCUUCCGUCAGCAUCCCCGCUAUUGCACGGUCUCGCACAGAGCCAGGGCGCUCCAUGAGUGCCAGCAGUGGGCUGUCAUCAAGAUCCACGGCACAGAAUGGAAGUGCCCUUCGAAGAGAAUUCUCAGGAGGAAACUACGUCAACAAACGCCAGCCGAUGACCUCCCCAUCGGAUGGCUCCCUAUCCUCCGGUGGGAUGGAUCCUGGAAGCGAUGUGCCAACAAGGGAGUUCGAACGUGAUGAUUCUGAUUCUCCAAGACACUCGACAGCCUCCAACAGCUCCAACCUGAGCAGCCCACCCAGCCCCAUCUCGCCCCACAAACCACAGUCACUCUUGCUAGAAAACACCGAGCGUGUCAGCUGGGAAACAUGAGACUUCUCCAUUCUGAAAGCAAUUCCAACAAAUCAGCCCUUUACUCCUGUCUUGCUGCACCCAGUCCUACUCUGCUCUCCAAUCUGUGCCAGACUCUUGCUGCAGAUCUAUCAAAAAGACACAGGAACAUUGUGGAUUUAGGGACAAGGCCUGAUCUUGUAAAUUUCACACACACAUAUAUCGACACAUCACGUGGGAGCUUUUCCCUGCUGACUGCUUUACGUUUUUCUCUCUCUUGUAAAAAGAGGAAAAGCAAUUUUUUUUUCCUCUCAGAGUGACGUUAGCUGCUCUUUAGGGUUGUUGUGGGUGUAGCUUACUCUGUUUUAUUUUUUUAAAAAAUGGGAUCUUGGUUAAGUUGUGUAACUGAUGUUUAAGGUGUUGUUUCUCAUUGCAGCUCUCUAGCCAGGUACAAUCUCAAAGAAUAAACAGGAUCGGGGUCAGGGGGGAGGGAGGGUUGGAAUGCAGCCUUGACUUUGUAUCAUUGCUUCAAUCUCUUCCAAGAAAUCAAGUGCCAGCAGGCAUUUCUUUCUCUGUACUAGUGUGAUCAGGCUUCUUUCAAUUAUUAUUUUAUUUUGCAAUAAUGAUAUGUGUACAUCUGCAAACAAAUCACCAAACCUUAUUUUGCUAAAAGAAAAACACACAAAAAAAUUCUUUUGUGAUAUAGAAUAUAUAUAAAGUAUAUAUAUAUAAAGUUGUGUAUAGUUUUACUUGUUGAAACAGCGACUGAAGGAAAGGUUACUUUGUGUGUGGUGUCACAGUCCCUGCUGGUAGUUUCUUAUAUAUAGUUCUUCAGUGUAGUACCCAAAACACAGCAAAAAUUUAAAGUUUUAAAAAAAAACACACAGAAGAGGUGGAAGCAGCAACUUUGAAGCUGAGACGAAAAAUACUUAUAGCCACUGUACUGCAGUAAAUAAAGUACAAUCUGUAGGUGGAAAAUGAUUUUAUGUUGCAUGUUGCAAAAUUAAAAACAAAGACUGCACUAGUUUAAGGCUCUGCUCAGUUCAGGGGAGAUCUGUUGAUCCUGUUUGAAUAAAGAAUGUCCCUUUCUGUAGUCAUUCGAAGGCAGUAUUUGAUUAAACACCCAAAUAUCAGAGCAACAUUAUAUAUAUAUUUUUUGUACACCAUACACAGCUGACUUAUGGUGGGAAGGGGGAAUUAACUGCCCUGCCACCUCCUUGUGUCUGCUUUGCCGCAUCCUUCCCAGAUAUUUAUGUAUUGUUACGCUCAACAGAAAACCCUGGAGUCAGACAGCCUGGGACACUGAAUGCUUUAAUGGUUAUUUUGCUUUGUCAGUAAAUAAUUCUUACAUUCUCUUUGUUUAUUCAAAGCCCGUGGGUUCUUGUUUUCCAUCAGCUUUUCCAUACUUUCUGUAACAGGGAAGAGAUAUAAAGUUUAUUGAGGAGGCUUGAGUAUGUUAAAGGACGUUUGACCCGCAGCCAGGAGUGCAGAAACAUUUUGACAAGCAGCAAGCAUUUCGACGCUGGUCAGUGGACUGGCAGAGGCAGGGGCAACCCUUUGAGUUCUUAUGUUUGGGGUGGGUGGAGGGAGGGGAAGAAAAAAAUCAUUAAAAGAAAUACUUCCCUGCUCGAGAUGACUGGGUAAAACAAGAAGCCCAGAGUACUCUCACUCCUACACUCAGUCAAACUCCUGGACAUCUGGAUACAGUAAAAGUGGUUUUCAUUUUAAAUGAAAUAUUUCAGAUGAGUUUGGCAUUGGAUUUGAAUAUGCUUCUUCCCGACGGCCGUCAGGGUCUUGAUGACAGAAAAGUGUGUGGGUGGGAAAGGUGGCCACAAUCUUUCCUACUCGAGUUAAGAUAUGAACAGAUAAGAGGAGAAACCUGGGAGCUGUCAAACUCUGACUGUGAAUUGUAAACAUCAUUGUGUGGAGAACUGUGAGCAGGAAGGAUAUGUUUACUAGUGUUGGUGUUCAAUGGGUCUGACCUACCUUUGACUAUGGCAAUUUCAUAUCAUUUAUUUUCAAGAGUUUUUAGGGUUUUCCCCCCUUUUGUAAGAUUAUUGUACAGUUUUGCAUGUCUUAGAUGUAAUCAGUUUUUUUUAAUUUUCUUUUGGUUUAGGUUAAAGGCUGACUUCAGUAAAUUAAUUGCUUGGCUUUAUCACUCCUUUUGCCCUUAAUGUUUUUAGGGGUUAAUUUGUAAGAGAAACUAUUGCUGAUUGUAGAUUCUUUUGCACAAAAAUAUUUAAGGUGGCCAGUCUGACUAUUAAAGACCAGCCACCAUGAUUUUAUGUUGGUGACACACACUAAAUAUUAACCAAGACUUUGAUGUAUUUCAAUAAAACAGGGAACUGUUACAAA
Carcharodon carcharias (great white shark) is the source of this 8368-nucleotide messenger RNA. RefSeq names its product serine/threonine-protein kinase MRCK alpha-like. Gene Ontology annotation, cellular component: cytoplasm; cytoskeleton. Gene Ontology annotation, molecular function: protein serine/threonine kinase activity; ATP binding. Lineage: Eukaryota; Metazoa; Chordata; Chondrichthyes; Lamniformes; Lamnidae. The transcript is spliced from 37 exons. The record is from RefSeq and is a predicted model, not a curated record. Bases 782 to 6055 code for a protein of 1757 amino acids. Gene Ontology annotation, biological process: actomyosin structure organization; peptidyl-threonine phosphorylation.